This is a messenger RNA of Aphanomyces invadans, 514 nucleotides long. RefSeq lists its product as hypothetical. The record is from RefSeq and is a predicted model, not a curated record. Gene Ontology annotation, biological process: mitochondrial electron transport, cytochrome c to oxygen. NCBI's taxonomy places the organism in Eukaryota, Oomycota, Saprolegniomycetes, Saprolegniales, Verrucalvaceae. The coding region runs from base 37 to 270 and encodes 77 amino acids. The transcript has 2 exons.
UGAGUUUGCAUUUAGCCUUCCUAACGGCGAGACGAGAUGGUGUUGUUCGAGUACUUGACCAAGAUCCCCCCUGCUCAAGCCAUCGGCGUGUCCAUCGUUGGCGCGCUCGGCCUGACUACUCUCACGUGGGGCACCUUCCGCUACACGGGUGAAGACUUUGGCGGUGCCUUGCCCGGGGAGCCCAGGACGACGUCUGCAGAAUGGCAAGCUGCCACCCGCGACUACAUCAUUGCGCAAAAGAUGAACCCCAUCAGCUCGUACCGUAAAUAAAUGAACCUGUAUGGCCAAGAAACCGUGCGCAAGGACGACAUGCCGACACCUCGUCUAGAUGUCGCCGUCCUCGUGUAAUAGACUGGUUCGACUCAUUGCGUCAUGCAAUGUCUUUUUAGUUUAGAAACUCCUUGUCUUCAAGUUGCACGAGAGUCGAGUCCUGUCCAGGUCGAUGCUUAUGCCUUCAGCAGAAAGACUGUUAGCUACACCAUCCCGCGUUGCGGGGUGCUACCAUACCUUUGCC